GCCCCGCCCCCCGCCCCGCCCCGGGCCCCGCCCACCUCCCCGCCCCCCGCUCCGCCCGACGCCGUCGGCGCCAUGGACAAGGCCGCUCAAGGGAAAUUGGACUCACUGGACCUUGCCGAGUUCACAAAAAAGCAACCAUGGUGGCGUAAACUCUUUGGUCAGGACUCCGGACCCUCUACUGAGAAAUACAGUGUAGCAACACAGUUGGUGAUCGGAGGGGUCACUGGAUGGUGCACAGGUUUCAUAUUCCAGAAGGUUGGAAAGUUGGCAGCAACAGCAGUUGGAGGGGGAUUUUUUCUACUUCAGAUUGCAAAUCAUUCUGGCUACAUCAAAGUGGACUGGCAGAGGGUGGAGAAGGACAUGAAAAAAGCUAAAGCACAGUUGAAAAUCCGCCAAAGCAACCAACUGCCCACAGAAGUCAAAAGCAAAGCCGAGGAGGUGGUUUCAUUCGUGAAGAAGAACGUUCUCGUGGCAGGAGGCUUUGUCGGAGGAUUUCUGCUCGGCAUGGCUUCGUAGGAGGAAGACAUCCGUACCUCCAUUUUUCAGGCUGCGUUGUCCAGGCUCCGUUGCCCCCAUCUCCCUUUUCUCCUUUCCCACCGCUCUUAGUAAAGAGAGAGUGUUCCCAACCGGUUGUCAUCACAAAUUCUGCUGGCCUCUUUGGUCAAACCGACUUUUUCUGAGACUGGUAAAUCUCUGUUGGCUUCUUUUCAUUUACUCCAGUAGCCGCAGUCGCCAGUCUUGUCAGUGGGGUACCUCCGUCUCCCCGCCGCCCUCUCCCCUCCGUCCGAAAGCCAGUUACACAUGGCUUCCUAAACUUAUCUGUGGCACAGGAUAACUGAUGUGUGGCCGUAAUUUCAGCCGUACGGUGUUGGAAAGAAUAGUCGGCAUCCUGUCUCUCUUAGGAAAACACUGUCUGCGGUCCCUGCUUAUGUAAAUGCUGCUGUGUGGUCAGGUAUUCUCUAGUAACAGGCAAGAUCAAGUUUCCUCCCCUCACAGAUUUCCUAUUGGAUUGUGUGCUCGAAAGAUGUCUAACUGUGGAGAUGAUUCAUCCACAAAGAUUGCCUCUCUUUAGUUGGAUCAGAAACUGACAGGCAGAUAAAUGUCACGCAAACACAUCCUACGUGGUGGAGGGUGUGAGUACAUUUGCCAUUAAUCCUGCAAUGUUGUGGUGGACUUGCCUUGCUCUUGCUUCUUCACUUGGUGUCAGUCUGCAGGCAGCUAUUUGGCAUCUGCUGAGUUAUUUAUAUCGUUACUGGAACUCCUCUAUUGACACCGUGUUUGGAAACUCUGAAUGUUCUCUGGAGCUUUCCCAAAGACAUACCCCGUGUAUAUAUAUGAAUGUUUUAUUGUGACUUUCAAAAUGUAUUUUUCACCACAAAACGCGAAUUUUCUUUCCAUCUGCAGAAGGGAUUUAUAGCCGGCACAGCCGAUGAAAAGUAUUCAGAAGUUUUAUUUUCACUGCAGGUAGAAUGCUCAAAGGCUUAAUUGCCCAGAUGGAAAUCUCAACUCCACUCAAACAGUACCACGACAUGUUAUUUUAAGGAUUUUUUUUCUUUGAAUGGUCAUGAAAAAUAAAGGAAAUGUUACGUUUGUCUGGCAUUCUGAGGAAAUAAAAAAGCUGGUACUUAUCUUGUUGUGUAGCAAGUGAUAUAAUCGAAUUUUCAUUGAGGAAAUAAAUGGUUAAACUAACCAAGGUAACGUCUCAUUAGGCAACAAAAUGCUUCAGCGGAGGUAGAUUUUUCUUUAGCCCAUAUGUGAACAGGGCCAGAAAAAGUGUUGACUUUCCUGAAAGUAAUUCCCAGAGGCAACAUGAGACUCUUCCCUUGAAGAAAACUGACUCCUGAAGAGUACUUAUGGAGCAGUUCAAAAACUUACUAAAAUGAACCUAGAUGUCUCUAGCUUCAUUUUCAUAUCUAUCUCCAUAGCUUUUUGAGAACUGAGGCUGCCUUUGUGUGGGUCACAACUUAUUAAGCAUUGCACUUUUCUCCAUUUGUUUUAAAUUGCAAUAACCUGUUCUUAAGGCAUUGUGUUAUUUUACAAGCAUUGGAUUUAAGCACAGGGUACACCUGAAAUCAGGUCAGGAACUCCUGUGUUAGAGACCUGUAUUUUCCUAAAAGACCUAUUAUGCCUUUUUUGCAGAGAUUUUAAUCACGUAAAGUGAAUGUGUUAGCUUGCAUUUAAUUACUUGAUAUCAUUGGUUUUCCAGUUGUAAACCUUGGGCAUUUCUUUCAGAUCCUUAAAGUCAUGUGCUGUCACCUGCGAGAACACUCCUUUUUUUAAGAUUAAGCCAUUGAUUAGUUUUUACCAUCCCAUUUUUUUUUUUUCAAGAUUUGAGGCAGGCAGGGUCGAGGUACUGUAGAAAUUUUAUCAUGAUCAGUUCUGGGUGUGGAAACCUAUUCCCAUUUUCCAGUCUAACUGCUGACUUUUUUUUUUUUAACAUCCUAAGUAUUGUUUGGAAGAACAUGAUGAAUUAAAGCAGUUUUUGUAUGAAUCAGUCUUGCCCAAGUUAUACAUAGGUUAGAUACUGGGAAAAAGACUGGCUGUCAAGUUCUCAUCUUUCCCCUACUCCAGAUGUUGAUUAUCCACACUAUUUUCCUAUUUGGGAUUCUCAGCUUUAGCAUCACCAUUUCAUUUCUUCUUCUUAAGUUUGCCAGUGCUCUUGAUUUUCAUUUGUUUUCCCGGUUGCUAAGUUCGUUUCCAAAUCUGAGUUGCUUUUAUUGUUGUUUGAAUUGUUGGGGCAGGAAAGGUUUUGACCAUAGCUAUAAAGAGUGGAUGUAGGGAAUUUAAUGGCAUUUCUUAAGUUACUGUACUUAAUGCUUGGGAGAGUACAGUACAGUAGUUAGACACAAUCCCUGCCCAUAAGGAGUGGAGUCUACAGGGGGUGGCAGGCAUUAAAAUAACUUACAGAUUGGGGAAAGGGGAGAAUAUAAGACUAAGUCCUAUAGGCGGACUAUGGGUACAGAUCCACGUGCACAGAUGAUGCAGAAAGGAGGGCAAAUAGGGGAAAAUGAGGGCUUAGUCAGGGAAGGUAGCUUGGAGAUGUUAUUUAAGUAGGGUUUUGAUGGUGGGGAGCUUGGUGGACUAUUGGAUCCGAAACCAACAUAGCAUUUUUUUUUGAGGAAGUUGGGGCAAAGUAGAUUUUUACAGUCCCUCGUGUCAAAGGCUUGCCUUAUAAGCCUCUUCAGGGCAGGGAACUACCAACUCCAUUAUAAUUUACUCUCCCAAAUGCUUAGUACAGCACUCUGCACAGAGUGAGAGCUCAAUAACAACCAUUGACUGAUUGAUUAAGCAUCUCCAGCCCCACUUGAGCCAAGCCCCAGGACCGCGUUAACUGGAUCCAGGCAGAGAAGGGACCCAGACCUCACUUUGGUGGAGAGGGAUGUUAGAGCCCUCCCUAGGCUGGAUUUGCCUCAGCCAAAUUUGCAAAAAGAAGGGGAUGAUUGCUUAAACCUGUACAAGGCUCCAUUGCAUUAAAAAGCAAAAGAACCAUUAGGCACAGCAGAAACCAGAAGAACUUGAUAGGCCAUGAAGCUUUGCUUAUACCUGGAAAACUGGCUGUAAUUUAAGUGAGAGGAGAAAUGACUGGAAAGUUAAACUGUCAAACUUAAAGAUCUUACCUAAAUUCCCAAAGUCUGCUAGUGUUUGUUUAUUUUACUAUAUGAACCUUAAAAUAUGGUAUUUCAGAUUUUUUUUCUCAAGGUAGCUUCCCUAGCAUUCGUGUCAAGGUAGAAUUUAAAAAUGUAUAGUUUUAAAACUGUUUUCUAUAUUAUAAUGCAAGUGCUGGUUUGAGUGAAAUAUUUUAUUAAACUGUUUUGCUCUACUCUGCGA
This is a messenger RNA of Ornithorhynchus anatinus (platypus), 3828 nucleotides long. RefSeq names its product FUN14 domain containing 2 (gene FUNDC2). The coding region runs from base 73 to 516 and encodes 147 amino acids. The transcript is spliced from 5 exons. Lineage: Eukaryota; Metazoa; Chordata; Mammalia; Monotremata; Ornithorhynchidae. Gene Ontology annotation, cellular component: mitochondrial outer membrane. The record is from RefSeq and is a predicted model, not a curated record. Gene Ontology annotation, biological process: autophagy of mitochondrion.